GUGCAUGCGAACGCAGCCACCAGCCCCCAGAGUCCGGCUCCUCAGAGAGGGGGAUCUGGAGGAGCUCUGGCUGGCUGGGGCUGGGGGCUCAGCCGUGGGGUGAGAGGAGGAGAAACAGUGUGAGGAGAACCAGCAUGGAGUCUGCGUCCCACCAGGAUGAUGCAAAGAAGAGGCAACAGAAGGAGAAGUCCAAGAAGCCAGUGCCACCAGUAGCCCCUCGGCCAGCCAGGGCUCUGUUCUGCUUAACCCUACAGAACCCACUGCGGAAGGCAUGCAUCAGCAUCGUGGAGUGGAAACCUUUCGAGAUCAUCAUCCUCCUGACCAUCUUUGCCAACUGUGUUGCCCUGGCCAUCUACCAGCCCAUGCCGGAGGAUGACACCAACGUGGCCAACUCCAGUCUGGAGAAGUUAGAAUACGCCUUCCUGAUCUUCUUUGCCAUCGAGGCCAUGCUCAAGAUAAUAGCUUAUGGGUUUCUAUUCCAUACGGACGCCUAUCUCCGAAAUGGCUGGAAUGUGCUCGACUUCUCCAUCGUGUCCCUGGGGCUUGUCACCAUGACCCUGGAGCAGAUCAAUGCAAAGGAGGGAUCUCUGGGAGGGAAAGGUGGCUUUGAUGUGAAGGCCCUGCGAGCAUUUCGUGUGCUGAGACCUCUGCGCCUGGUGUCUGGAGUGCCAAGUCUGCAGGUUGUCCUGAACUCCAUUAUCAAAGCCAUGGUGCCUCUGCUCCACAUCGCGCUGCUCGUCCUCUUCAUGAUCAUCAUCUAUGCCAUCGUGGGGCAAGAGCUCUUCAAGGGCAAGAUGCACAAGACCUGCUACUACCUUGGGACAGAUGUGAUUGCCACAGUAGGGUCAGAGAAGCCAGCCCCCUGCACAAUCUCUGGCCAUGGGCGUCACUGCUCCAUCAAUGGCACCGAGUGCCGAGGUGGCUGGCCGGGACCCAACAACGGCAUCACUCACUUCGAUAACUUUGGCUUUGCCAUGCUGACUGUCUACCAGUGCAUCACCAUGGAGGGCUGGACCGAAGUGCUCUACUGGGUUAAUGAUGCCAUUGGGAAUGAAUGGCCCUGGAUCUACUUUGUCAGCCUUAUUUUGCUUGGUUCCUUCUUUGUUCUCAACCUGGUGCUGGGGGUGCUCAGUGGGGAGUUCACCAAAGAGCGUGAGAAGGCCAAGUCACGAGGCACGUUUCAGAAGCUGCGGGAGAAGCAGCAGCUGGAGGAGGAUCUGAAGGGCUACAUGGACUGGAUCACCCAUGCGGAGGUGAUGGACAGUGACCGGACCAGAGGAGAAGGUAUGAUGCCGUUGGAUGAAGGAGGGUCAGAGACAGAGAGCUUGUAUGAACUUGAGGGCAUGAACAAAUGGAUUCUCUACUUCCGGCAGUGGAGGCGUUGGAACCGAAUGUUUCGUAGGAAGUGCAGGGAUGUGGUGAAAUCCAAGUUCUUCUACUGGCUGGUCAUCCUGCUGGUGGCACUGAACACCCUCUCCAUUGCCUCUGAGCACCAUUUCCAGCCUGAAUGGCUGACAAUUGUACAAGACAAUGCCAACCGGGUGCUGCUUGCACUCUUUGUGGCCGAAAUGCUGCUGAAGAUGUACGCACUGGGCCUGCGCCAGUACUUCAUGUCCCUCUUCAACCGCUUCGACUGCUUUGUUGUGUGUGCGGGGGUCCUGGAGAUCAUCCUGGUGGAGCUCAGCACCUUGUCACCCCUGGGCAUCUCUGUGCUGCGCUGCAUCCGGCUGCUCCGCAUCUUCAAGAUCACCAGGUACUGGACAUCACUGAGUAACCUGGUGGCCUCUCUGCUCAACUCGGUGCGCUCCAUUGCCUCUCUGCUCCUCCUCCUCUUCCUCUUCAUCAUUGUCUUUGCCCUGCUGGGCAUGCAGCUCUUUGGGGGCAUGUAUGACUUUGAGGACAUGGAAGUCCGACGCAGCACAUUCGACAACUUCCCCCAGGCCCUCAUCAGUGUCUUCCAGAUCCUGACUGGAGAGGACUGGAAUUCAAUAAUGUACAAUGGGAUAAUGGCUUACGGGGGCCCAUCCUUCCCUGGCAUGCUGGUCUGCAUUUACUUCAUCAUCCUCUUUGUCUGUGGGAACUAUAUCCUCCUCAAUGUCUUCCUGGCCAUUGCAGUUGAUAAUCUGGCUGAGGCUGAGAGCCUGACCUCAGCUCAGAAGGCCAAAGCUGAGGAACGCAAGCGGCGCAAGAUGUCCAGAGGUUACCCAGAGAAGUCUGAAGAUGAAAAGCAGAUGUUGGCAAAGAAGCUUGAGCAGAAAGCGAAGGGAGAAGGGAUUCCCACGACAGCCAAGUUAAAAGUGGAUGAAUUUGAAUCCAAUGUCAAUGAAAUCAAGGAUCCCUACCCCUCCGCAGACUUCCCAGGUGAUGAUGAGGAGGAUGAGCCUGAAAUCCCCCUGAGUCCUCGGCCACGUCCUCUGGCAGAGCUCCAGCUGAAAGAGAAGGCUGUGCCUAUGCCUGAAGCCAGCUCCUUCUUCAUCUUCAGCCCAACAAAUAAGUUUCGGAUGCUGUGCCACAGAAUCGUCAACGCCACUUGGUUCACCAACUUCAUCCUGCUCUUCAUCUUGCUCAGCAGCAUCUCCCUGGCAGCUGAGGAUCCCAUCCGAGCCGAGUCGUUCCGCAACCAGAUUCUUGGAUACUUUGACAUCGGUUUCACUUCUGUCUUCACUGUUGAAAUUGUCUUGAAGAUGACAGCAUACGGUGCUUUCCUGCACAAAGGCUCCUUCUGCAGGAACUCAUUCAACAUCCUCGACUUGCUGGUGGUUGCUGUGUCCCUCAUCUCCAUGGGAUUCGAGUCCAGCACCAUCUCAGUGGUGAAGAUCCUCCGGGUGCUGAGGGUGCUGAGGCCUCUGCGAGCCAUUAACAGGGCGAAGGGGCUGAAGCACGUGGUCCAGUGUGUGUUCGUGGCCAUCAAAACCAUUGGUAACAUUGUGGUCGUCACGACGUUGCUGCAGUUCAUGUUUGCCUGCAUCGGGGUGCAGCUCUUCAAGGGCAAGUUUUACAGCUGCACAGAUCCCUCCAAGCUAACAGAGAAGGAGUGCAGGGGGCAUUUCAUCAACUACGUGGAUGGGGACCCAACUCAGAUCGAGCUGAAGGAGCGGGUCUGGUUCCACAAUGCCUUUCACUUCAACAAUGUCUUCUCAGCCAUGAUGUCGCUUUUCACUGUCUCCACCUUCGAGGGCUGGCCAGAGCUGCUGUACAGGGCCAUUGACACUAAUGAUGAGAAUAAAGGCCCUAUAUACAACUACCGGGUGGAGAUCGCAAUGUUCUUCAUCAUCUACAUCAUCCUCAUUGCCUUCUUCAUGAUGAACAUCUUUGUGGGCUUUGUCAUUGUCACCUUCCAGGAGCAGGGGGAGAGCGAGUACAAGAACUGCGAGCUGGACAAGAACCAGCGCCAGUGUGUGCAGUACGCACUGAAGGCUCGCCCGCUGCGGCGGUACAUCCCCAAGAACCCCUACCAGUACCAGAUCUGGUACGUGGUCACCUCCUCCUACUUUGAGUACCUCAUGUUCUUCCUGAUCAUGCUGAACACCAUCUGCCUGGGCAUGCAGCAUUACAACCAGUCUGCAGAAAUGAACCACGUCUCAGACAUCCUCAAUGUGGCCUUUACUGUCCUCUUCACCCUGGAGAUGAUCCUCAAGCUCAUGGCCUUUAAAGCCAAGGGCUACUUUGGGGACCCCUGGAAUGUCUUCGACUUCCUCAUAGUGAUUGGCAGCAUCAUUGAUGUCAUCCUCAGCGAGAUUGAUGACCCGGAUGACAACUCCCGUGUCUCCAUCACUUUCUUCCGGCUGUUCCGGGUGAUGCGGCUGGUGAAGCUGCUGAGCCGGGGAGAAGGUGUCAGGACCCUCCUGUGGACCUUCAUCAAAUCCUUCCAGGCUCUGCCCUAUGUUGCCCUGCUGAUCGUGAUGCUGUUCUUCAUCUAUGCUGUGAUUGGGAUGCAGAUGUUUGGGAAGAUUGCCAUGGUGGACGGAACACAGAUCAACCGAAACAACAACUUCCAAACCUUCCCACAAGCUGUGCUGCUGCUCUUCAGGUGUGCCACGGGGGAGGCCUGGCAGGAGAUCCUGCUGGACUGCAGCUAUGGGAAGCGGUGCGACCCUGAGUCCGACUACGCGGAGGGCGAGGAGUACACCUGUGGCACGGGCUUUGCCUACUUCUAUUUCAUCAGCUUCUACAUGCUCUGUGCCUUCCUGAUCAUUAAUCUCUUUGUGGCCGUCAUCAUGGACAACUUUGACUACCUCACACGUGACUGGUCCAUCCUGGGCCCCCACCACCUGGACGAGUUCAAACGGAUCUGGGCUGAGUACGACCCUGAGGCCAAGGGCAGGAUCAAGCACUUGGAUGUGGUGACCCUGCUGAGACGUAUCCAACCUCCCCUGGGCUUUGGGAAGUUCUGCCCUCACCGUGUAGCUUGUAAGCGCCUGGUGUGCAUGAACAUGCCCCUGAACAGCGAUGGCACUGUCACCUUCAAUGCAACACUCUUUGCGCUGGUGAGGACGGCCCUCAAGAUCAAGACAGAAGGUAACUUUGAACAGGCCAAUGAGGAGCUCAGAACCAUUAUCAAAAAAAUCUGGAAGCGAACCAGUAUGAAGCUUUUGGACCAGGUCAUCCCACCUAUUGGAGAUGAUGAGGUGACCGUGGGUAAAUUCUAUGCUACUUUCCUCAUCCAAGAGCAUUUCAGGAAGUUCAUGAAGCGCCAGGAGGAGUACUAUGGGUACCGGCCCAAGAAGAACCCUGUAGAGAUCCAGGCUGGGCUGAGGAGCAUUGAAGAAGAAGCUGCUCCUGAAAUUCAUAGAGCCAUCUCUGGAGACCUGACUGCUGAGGAGGAGCUUGAGAGAGCAAUGGUGGAAGCUGCCAUGGAGGAGGGGAUAUACAGGAGGACGGGCGGUUUGUUUGGCCAGGUGGACAGCUUCCUGGAGCCAAGCAGCCCCCUGCAGCCCCACAUGGCCAGCCAGAGGCCCCUGCAGUUUACAGAGGUGGGCAGUGAAGACCUCGACUCCCCUGUCUUCCUCGACGAUUUCCCCCAGGAAGGCAACACCAAUGUCAACAACGCCAACUGGCUGCAGGGGUUGGAGUACGAGGACGAGGUGCUGAGGAGAGCAGUGCCAGCAGUGCCCAGGCCUAAAGCACGGGAGACUGACCUCCCCAUCCCUUUGGAAAGGCUGCGGCGGAGGCGAGGAGCUGCCUCUGAGCAUCACCCAGCAUCAGGGCAGUGCCUCCAUCCCCAGCAGGACAGCACAGUGACAGCAGCAGCAUCCAGCUCAGAACCCCGGUGGCAUGAAAGCACUGACACAAAUACAACUUCCACUCCUGCCAUCACCUUCCUCAUUCAAGAGGCUCUGAUCUCCGGGGGCCUCGCAGCUCUGGCCCGCGACCCAUCCUUCGUUGCAGUGACCAGGGAUGAGAUGGCAGCCGGCAGUCAGCUGGAGGUGGAUGAAGUGGAGAAAGCAGCAGUGGAGCUGCUAAAGGGAAGAGAAGCACUGCGGGACACAGAAAGCAGCUCUGCCCCCCAGGACACCUUGGCUGCAUCAGGAGUCAGCACCCCAGGGCUCAGUGUGGCCACAUCCCAUCAGACCAGUUCUGCUGCUCGCCUGUGAGCCGCCUGCCAUGCAGCCCAUGGGUACAGCCCCAUUAGGAGGGAUAACAGAGCAGUGCUGAUGGGCUCUGUCUGGCUGCAGGAGGCUUUUUGGACUGGGUCUGCAGGAUGCUGGUGACAGGACAGGAUGAUGCUGUGCCAGAAGGAUCUUGCAGGAGCUGGACAGAUCAUUAAAGUAUCCCUGC
This is a messenger RNA of Phasianus colchicus (ring-necked pheasant), 5778 nucleotides long. RefSeq names its product calcium voltage-gated channel subunit alpha1 S (gene CACNA1S). Gene Ontology annotation, biological process: calcium ion import across plasma membrane. The record is from RefSeq and is a predicted model, not a curated record. Gene Ontology annotation, cellular component: voltage-gated calcium channel complex; membrane. Gene Ontology annotation, molecular function: high voltage-gated calcium channel activity. Lineage: Eukaryota; Metazoa; Chordata; Aves; Galliformes; Phasianidae.